Messenger RNA from Bursaphelenchus xylophilus (pine wood nematode), 2483 nucleotides. The record is from the annotation of a GenBank genome assembly. Lineage: Eukaryota; Metazoa; Nematoda; Chromadorea; Rhabditida; Aphelenchoididae.
AUGACCUCCAAAGCUUUUGUAACGCUCAGCAAUGGGCUCAAGAUGCCCAGCUUGGGCCUGGGAUCGUGGCAGGCGAGUGUUUUAUUUUAUACCAGUUUGUCGGGAAAAUAAUGUGAAUUUGUCGCAACAAAAUGUCUCGUCACAGUUCCGCACAGGGCGUCGCGACACUUGCGGGCAACCACUUUGCGGGCAACCAGUUUGCCGGCAAAUUUUUUGCGGGCAACCGACACUUGCGGGCAGCCGACAUUUGCGGGCAACCGGCACCUGAGGGUUACAGGGUGAAGGUGGAAAUAUUACUGCGAUAUUUUGGAAAUUUGCUGACAUUUGCGGGCAGCCGACACUUGCGGGCAGCCGACAUUUGCGGAAAACAGGAAAAAACAAUCACACAGACGGUAUAGGAACUUUUGGAACUGUAGCCCGCAAAUGUCGGUUUCCCGCAAGUAUUGCCUGCCCGCAAAUGUCGGAAAAUUUCCAAAAUAUCGAAGUAAUUUUUCCACCUCCACCUUGUUAUCCUCAAGUGCCGGUUGCCCGCAAAUGUCGGCUGCCCGCAAAUGUUCCAGGCUGCCCGCAACUGUCGACCCUGCCCGCAAAUGUCCCAGCCUGCCCGCAAAUUCCGGUGCUGGCCGCAAAUGUCGGCUGCCCGCAAAGUGGCUGCCCGCAAAAGAUUUGCCCGCAAACUGGACGCCCGCAAAGUGGUUGCCCGUAAGUGUGCGCCCGCCCCGCACAGACGCUGCGGCUGACUAUCGCAAACCAAUAACGUGCGAUUUCAAGGCCUUAUCCACAUUAUUUCUCCGACAGAAUGAUAUCAGUCGUGCCAUAAAGACCGUAGAAUUUUGUGCAAUUUACGAAAAUACUAUCGGUCUGUCGGGAAAAUAUUGCGGGCCCUGUGGCGUCGAAAAUCACAUUGCCGCCGAAUAAAUGGACUGUGCCGCGGGAAAUCAAAUUGCUUUCGCUUCAGCGAUCGGCACAACGACGUUGUGACCAUUAUUUUCCCGACAGACUGAUACUACUUUCGUCAAUCAAACCCACGAAAUUUUCAUUAUUGUUUGAGGGUCCUCAUAAACAAUACAAAACAAAACUCUUCGAAUUUCAGUCCAACGCCGGCGAGGUUGGUGCUGCAGUGAAAUUGGCUCUGGAUGCCGGCUACAAGCACAUAGACACGGCUGCCAUGUACCAGAACGAAGAGGAGAUUGGGGGUGCACUUCAGGAAUAUUUCCAAGCCGGGAAGCUACAGAGACAAGAUGUUUUCAUCACCUCCAAAGUAAGGCUUAUACAAGGGAAGACUUCCAUCGGAGAACUUCCCCUGUUAAAUGAAUAUAAAUUACCUUCUUCAUAUUUAGUUGUGGUGCUCUCACAACCGUCCAGAACAUGUUGAGGGCGCGCUGAAAGACUCCCUGAAGAAGCUGAAAACCGACUACGUUGACCUCUACCUCAUCCAUCAGCCUGUCACUUUUAACGUAACUUUUUUGUUGCAUUGUGUUCACAAAAACUUUUAAAGCUGUAUAAGAUAGCUAUGGUACAUGUUUUAGCCUGAAAUGACCGAACAAGAUCGAUCUGUGACCGUUGAGGACACCUGGCAGGGGAUCGCCGGCGUCUACAAACAAGGCCUGACGAGGGCGGUUGGAGUCUCCAAUUUCAACGAAGAGCAGAUUGAGCGGAUUCUCAAGUCGAGUGAUGUUGCUGUUCACAGCUCACAAGUCGAACUUCAUCUUUAUUUCCAACAGAAGACGCAUGUUGAGUUCUGUAAGAAGCAUAGCAUCGCGGUCACCGCGUAUGCUCCAAUCGGAUCUCCUGGACGGUUGAAUUUCGUCCUCCCGAAUGGACGGUAAGAAGAUAUUAUCAGUCUGCUGCGAAGAUAAUGUGGAUUCGUCUUUGAAAUCGCGGGUCCAUCGCUUCGCGGCGGCCGGCCGCUGCCGGAAUUUUUGACGCGACGAGACGAGAAGCUUUGCAGCGACAAAUCCACAUUAUUUUCCCGACAGAUUGAUAUCAGAUAUGUUAUCGGUCUGUCCGAAAAAUAAUAAACACAAUGUCGCUGCGCCGUUUCCGUAGCUGAAAGCAAUUUGAUUUUGCCGCGAAACAAUUAUUUUUCUCGGCGGCAAUGCCAUUUUCGAUACGACAGAGUGUUCAUUAUUUUCUCGGCAGACUGAUAUCAUAACACCGUGUAAUUUUGUUGUAACAGGCUUAUGGAAUGGCCAGUGGCUGAGCAGCCGAUGGCAAACCAAGAAGUUCUGAAGUUGGCCAAGAAGUACAACAAGAGCCCCGCUCAGAUCUUGCUUCGCCACCUUCUCCAGAACAAUAUUGCCGUGAUUCCGAAGAGUGUGACGCCGAAAAGGAUCCAAGAAAAUGCCCAAAUCUUUGACUUCGAAUUGACCGUCGACGAGGUUAAGACCCUCAACUCUCAGCCGCAGGGCAGUCGCUUCUUCCUCAUGGACUUCAUGGCCGGUCAUCCGGAGGACCCAUGGAAGUCGGAGCGGCCUCAAUAG